This is a messenger RNA of Rotaria sp. Silwood1, 1419 nucleotides long. The record is from the annotation of a GenBank genome assembly. Lineage: Eukaryota; Metazoa; Rotifera; Eurotatoria; Philodinida; Philodinidae.
AUGUUCACCUCAUCUGAUCCAAAUUUACCUGAUUUGGAUUUUGAACUUGUUGAUGAAAGACAACAAAAUACAUAUUUAAAUGAAUCAAUAAUUAAAGAUCUAUUAUCAUCACCAACAUCAACAUAUCGAAUUGUUAAACAAACAACUCCAAAUAAACGUAGUGGAAUAAGUCAACUACGUAGACAAUUAACUGAUGAAAGUUCAAAUAGACAACGAGCAUCACCAAAUUCAAUUGGUACAAAUUUAUCAUCACAAACAUCAUCUAUUUUAAAUCGAGAUAGUAAUCCAAUACGAAUAAGUAAUUCAUCAAAUGCAAUACGAAUGUCAUCACCAGCAAAUACAAAACAAUUAGAUUCUGUUACAUAUUUACUUAAACAAGCAAUUGCACCAACACAAUUUAGUCAGACUGUUCAAAGUCGUCUUGAAAAUCCAACAAAAUAUCAUCUUGAACAAAUGUGUCGAAAACAAAGUUUAAUUGGUGAUGAACAUUCUGUUAUACAACAUCUAGAAGAAUCAUCACCAGAUAGUGAAAUUACAUCUGAAAUGGAUGAUCAACUUAAUGAUGAUACAACAUGUGGUAGUAUUGAAAGUAACACACGUAGUAUUAGUAUUACACCUCGAUUAUCAACAACAGUUACUGAUGAUCAUAUUGGUUCAGUAUUUUUAUCAUCAUCAUUAUCAAAAGAUGGAGGUGAUAGUAGUUCUCGUCAUUCAUCAUCAUGUCCAACAAAUAUAUUGAGUGCUAAAGCAAAAAUUGGUUUACCAUUAACAGAAGAUGAAAUGCGUCUUGUUAUACGUGAUCGACAAAAAAAAGAUAAUCAUAAUAUGAUUGAACGUCGUCGUCGAUUUAAUAUUAAUGAUCGUAUUAAAGAACUUGGUACUUUAUUACCAAAAGGGACUGAGUUAGAUUCAAAACAAAAUAAAGGUACUAUAUUACGUGCAUCAGUUGAUUAUAUUAAAAUUUUACGUCGACAAUAUGAGAAUGCUGGUUUAAUUGAAGCAAAAUAUCAAAUGCUUACAGAACAAAAUAUUGUAUUACAAGAACGAAUUAAAGAAUUAGAAAAAAAAUGUUUAGCAGCUGGUAUACCAAUAAAUUCAUCAACAACAAUAAAAAGUUCACCAGCUAUAGCAGUUGUUAAUACAAAUGUAAUUAAAUUAGAACCAUCAUCAUUAUCAUCAUCAUUAAAUAAUAAUCCAUUAGUACCACCAUCAACACCUAUAUUUGCAACAUUUGAUACACUUCCACCACUUGAUUCACUUUCAUCAUUUGGUAUUGUUGAUGAAGAUAGUAAUGAUACAAAUAGUGUUGUUGGAAAUACUUCAAAUGAUCCAUUAUCACCAUUUACACAUGAUCCAUUUUUAUCUUCGACAUCAUUUGGUUUUGAUAAUGAAAUGGAUAUUGGAGGAGGUUUUUCAUAA